This is a messenger RNA of Capsella rubella, 616 nucleotides long. Its product is annotated as arabinogalactan peptide 16. The transcript is spliced from 2 exons. Lineage: Eukaryota; Viridiplantae; Streptophyta; Magnoliopsida; Brassicales; Brassicaceae. The record is from RefSeq and is a predicted model, not a curated record. Bases 196 to 387 code for a protein of 63 amino acids.
CUAGUUUUUUUCUUUUGAUUUUCUUCUUUUUUUUUUUCAUUUUCUCUCUUCUUUGUUCUUCCCUCUCUAAAAUCUUUCUCCCAAAAACUUUAAGGAGUUGAGAGAGGGAAGAACCUUAACAAAAGAAGUUAAGAAACCGAAGAUACGAUUUAUUUGUUAUAUAUAUUAAAAGAGGAAAAAAAAAAAAAUUUGAAAAUGUCGCUCUCGAGGCUUUUCUUCGUGGUUGCAACAAUCGUAUCGAUAGUUUUCACCAUUUUGUUGCCAAUGGCACAUGCUCAAUCCUCGGCUCCUGCUCCGGCUCCAACAAGUGACGGAACAACAAUAGACCAAGGCAUAGCAUAUGUCCUUAUGUUGGUGGCUUUGGUCCUCACAUAUCUCAUCCAUUAAUGAUUCCUUUUUCAGUUUUAAUUUUGGUCUCUAUUUAGUUUUAAUUAUAUUUUAUUUUCUUUUUUGCUUUUUGAUUAUAACUAAAUAGAGAGACAAUAAAAAUUUGUAUGUGUUGUGGUAGAGAAAUUAAAGAGGUUUUCUAGUUUUUUGGAGGCUAAAGUUAAGAAGUUCUUUUGUAUAAUGUCGAUGUGCGUUCAACUGUUGGAUAUAUAUUUCAUCGAUUUACAUC